CUGCCUUCAAUGCCUCUGUGUCGUUUGAUUCUAGAUGGCUCCUAUGUACCUGUUCCGUCCCCCUUGGGCAAGAUUAAAAGCAUGACAAAAGAGAAAGCCGAUGUCCUCCUCCUGAGGGCUGGAUUGCCCUCCCGCCUCCAUCUUCAGCUCUCUGAAAUUGAGUUCCACGAGAUUAUCGGCUCAGGUUCUUUUGGAAAAGUCUAUAAAGGGCGAUGCAGGAAUAAAAUCGUGGCAAUCAAACGAUACCGAGCCAACACCUACUGCUCCAAGUCAGACGUGGAUAUGUUUUGCCGAGAGGUGUCCAUCCUCUGCCAGCUCAACCACCCUUGCGUGGUUCAGUUUGUGGGAGCCUGCCUGGAUGACCCCAGCCAGUUUGCCAUAGUGACACAGUACAUAUCUGGAGGUUCCCUGUACUCUCUCCUUCAUGAACAGAAGAGAAUUCUUGACUUGCAGUCCAAACUAAUUAUUGCUGUAGAUGUUGCCAAGGGCAUGGAGUACCUGCACAGCUUGACACAGCCAAUCAUACAUCGAGACCUGAACAGUCACAACAUUCUUCUCUACGAGGACGGCCAUGCUGUGGUGUCAGAUUUUGGAGAAUCAAGAUUUCUGCAGUCCCUGGACGAAGACAACAUGACAGAACAGCCAGGGAACUUGCGCUGGAUGGCUCCCGAGGUGUUCACACAGUGUACGCGCUACACCAUCAAGGCAGAUGUCUUCAGCUAUGCCCUGUGUCUGUGGGAGCUCCUCACCGGAGAAAUUCCCUUCGCGCACCUCAAGCCAGCGGCUGCAGCAGCAGACAUGGCAUACCACCACAUCCGACCUCCCAUUGGCUACUCCAUCCCCAAGCCCAUCUCAUCACUGCUGAUGCGGGGCUGGAAUGCAUGUCCUGAACCUUGA
Messenger RNA from Phodopus roborovskii (desert hamster), 897 nucleotides. RefSeq names its product serine/threonine-protein kinase TNNI3K. The coding region runs from base 10 to 897 and encodes 295 amino acids. Gene Ontology annotation, biological process: protein phosphorylation. Gene Ontology annotation, molecular function: ATP binding; protein kinase activity. Lineage: Eukaryota; Metazoa; Chordata; Mammalia; Rodentia; Cricetidae. The transcript has 10 exons. The record is from RefSeq and is a predicted model, not a curated record.